GCUAUUCUCUCACACUCAAACAUAUACCUAUAAAUAGCAAAAUCAGAGAAACUGAUUCAGAAACUGAAGAGGUCUCUUAAUUUUUUUUCCAGAGCUGUUCUAAGCACAUUUUAGUUUAGAGGCAAAUUUUAUGCUUUCACAUUUAGGGAUGCUGGUAUUCCUUUAAGGGUCCUUUUAAAAUAACACAUAUUUUAUAUAUAAGAUAUUUUGUGUUAUAUUGGUGCAUUGUAUUUAUUUCAUGUUUCUGGUGUGAACAAUGGUGUGUUUGUAGCUUUUUCUCGACUCUAAGGUCAGCUCUACGGUAGAAGACGUUUCAAGGUGGUGCAGUAGAUGGCGCUGUAAGCUUUUGGGCUUUUGAGAAUGAGUAACGAUAAGCUUCCAGAGACCAAAGACACGGGCAGAAAGAAGCUCCUAACUCGUUCAUGCUGUGUUGUGCUGUGUUUUUCCCCCACCUGAUUUUCGCCUAAUCCCGCCCCUUGUGAACUCGGAUUGGCUGUUGGUGUCUCGCCUCCUGCGCGGGGAUUGGCUAGUAGUUGGCGUUCUGGAAGGGCGCGCUGCUUGUGAGUAUUCAGUGCUAGUCAUUCUGAGCGGAGGGGGCGGGGCUUGCGGAAUACGGGUGGGAAAUAUAAAAGAAUAAAUAAAUAAAAUAACGCCAGUCAUACAGAGGUGAGUGAGAGAACGCAGGGAUAUAGAGCCUGCCUGAGAAAGAGAGAGAGCAGCUUAUUUUUAUUAGGCUGUACACGUUUCUCUAAACGCUUCUAAACGUGACAACAAGCUGAGAAAUAUGUGUUGAGAUUUUUCCGUUGUAAAAUCAGCAAGUGCACCGUGGGAAAUUGUUCCAGAGCGGGUAAAAUGAGGAGAAAAGACGGCUCGCUCCUUCAUUCAUAGCCGCUGGUGUAGUGGGUGGUGUGCCGGACUCGUGGUUCACUCUCACUGACUCGCUGGAGAGAAAGCCUGGGAGAUGAUGCUGAAGGCGCUGCACCCUGCGGUGGGGGUCUCCGGGCGUUCUGCUGCUCGGGGUCGUGGCCCAUCCCUCUGAGGCGACUGUCUAUGGAGGACGGAGCUGCUGUCAAGAGGACAUUACGGUCGGAAGUCCUCAGAGGACCUUUAACUCGCGCUUUUUCGGGAAGAUGUGUGGCGGCGCCUGGCUCGCAGGCACGACGUUGAUUUACAAUGAUGGGACCGCGCACUCAUUCACAACCAGAGGCGAGUAUGACCCCUCCACGGCGCUCCUCAAAUCCUGCUGACAGGUCGUCUGCAGAAACAGUGCAGAAGAACAGCAUCAGCAACAGUGGAGUUAUACUGGACAUCUCCACGCUGAAGAUGGCCGAUGUGGACUCCGAGGUCCCCCCACUACCUCCACGAUACCGUUUCAGAGACCUGCUGCUGGGCGAUCAGUCUUUUCAGAACGACGACAGGGUACAAGUGGAGUUCUAUGUGAAUGAAAACACGUUCAAAGAGAGGCUGAAGCUCUUCUUCAUCAAAAACCAAAGGUCAAGCCUCAGAAUACGCCUUUUCAACCUCUCCCUGAAGCUGUUAACUUGCCUCCUCUACAUCAUCCGAGUGUCUCUGGAUGACCCCACCACUCAAGUCUCAUGUGCGCGGAAGCACUGCUCAAACAUCACAGACACGCUCUGCAGUAAAAUAUGUGCCAAUCAGACAGCGGAUCCCGCCCAGAUCAAUUGGGAGUUGAUAUUCUGGGUGAACAGAAAGGUUCCUGUAUGGGCGAUACAGGUGAUAGUGGCCUUAAUUAGCUUCCUGGAAGCAAUGCUCUUGACAUAUCUCAGCUAUAAGGGGAACAUUUGGGAACAGAUAUUCCAGGUCUCCUUCAUCCUCGAGAUGAUCAAUACAGUGCCAUUCAUAAUAACAAUCUUUUGGCCCCCAUGGAGGAACAUAUUUGUCCCUGUGUUUCUUAACUGCUGGCUUGCCAAGUCUGCACUGGAGAACAUGAUUAAUGAUCUUCAUCGUGCCAUCCAACGCACACACUCCGCCAUGUUCAACCAGGUGCUCAUCCUCAUCUGCACCCUGCUCUGCCUGGUCUUCACCGGGGCCUGUGGGAUUCAGCACCUGGAGCGAGCAGGAAAGAGCCUCUCCUUAUUUGACUCUCUGUAUUUCUGUAUUGUGACUUUCUCCACUGUGGGCUAUGGAGACGUCACGCCGAGAAUCUGGCCCUCGCAGCUACUGGUGGUCAUAAUGAUCUGUGUGGCACUAGUGGUCCUGCCAUUACAGUUUGAGGAGCUGGCGUAUCUGUGGAUGGAGAGGCAGAAGUCUGGUGGAAACUACAGCAGACACCGUGCUCAGACUGAGAAACACGUGGUGCUCUGUGUCAGCUCCCUCAAGAUCGAUCUUCUCAUGGACUUUCUUAAUGAGUUCUACGCUCAUCCCAGACUACAGGAUUACUACGUGGUCAUCCUCUGCCCCACAGAGAUGGACAUCCAAGUGCGGCGGGUGCUGCAGAUUCCUCUCUGGUCCCAGAGGGUCAUCUACCUGCAGGGCUCUGCACUGAAGGACCAGGACCUUAUGAGAGCCAAGAUGGAUGAUGCCGAGGCUUGCUUCAUUCUCAGCAGCAGGAACGAAGUGGACCGCACCGCAGCUGACCAUCAGACCAUCUUAAGAGCCUGGGCAGUGAAGGACUUUGCUCCAAACUGUCCUCUGUACGUCCAGAUACUCAAACCUGAGAACAAAUUCCACGUCAAGUUUGCUGAUCAUGUGGUGUGUGAAGAGGAGUUCAAGUACGCCAUGCUGGCUCUGAACUGUGUGUGUCCAGCCACUUCCACCCUGGUAACACUGUUGGUCCACACUUCACGGGGACAGGAGGGCCAGAUGUCUCCAGAGCAGUGGCAGAGAACGUAUGGCCGCUGCUCAGGUAACGAGGUCUAUCACAUCCGUCUAGCAGACAGCAAGUUCUUUGGAGAGUAUGAUGGGAAGAGCUUCACCUACGCCUCCUUCCACGCACAUAAAAAAUAUGGGGUAUGCCUGAUUGGUGUAAAGAGAGAGGACAACAAGAGCAUCCUGCUCAACCCCGGCCCCCGCCACAUCAUGGCCGCCACAGACACCUGCUACUACAUCAACAUCACCAAGGAGGAGAACUCCGCCUUCAUCUUCAAACAGGAAGAGAAGCACAGCAAGGGUCUGCCAGUCACAGGCCUGUACGACGCCCCCUCGCGCCUGCCGGUGCAGAGCAUCAUAGCCAGUAUGGUUGAUCAGUCUACUUCGUAUGGCACAGUGGCCAUCGACCUGCAGAACCCGGACCCCCCGGCCGACAGCAGCAAGCUAGCCAUACCCACAGAGAACGGGGCGGGCAGCCGGAGACCCAGCAUCGCACCUGUACUGGAACUGGCUGACUCCUCUGCCAUCCUGCCCUGUGACCUGCUCAGUGACCCGUCAGAGGACGAGACCAACCAAUCAGAUGAGGAAGGAGUUCCAGCCCCUGAAUAUGUAAAAGGAUAUCCUCCUAAUUCUCCUUAUAUUGGGAGUUCUCCUACCCUUUGCCACCUUUUACAAGAGAAGGCUCCAUUUUGCUGUCUGCGACUAGACAAGGGUUGUCGCCAUAACAGUUUCGAGGACGCAAAGGCGUACGGCUUCAAAAACAAGCUGAUCAUCGUUUCUGCUGAGACGGCUGGAAAUGGCCUGUACAACUUCAUUGUUCCACUGCGUGCCUACUACAGACCCAGGAAAGAGCUCAACCCCAUCGUGCUGCUGCUGGAUAAUCCGCCGGAUAAUCAUUUUCUGGAAGCCAUCUGCUGUUUCCCUAUGGUCUACUUCAUGGCCGGCACCAUAGACAAUUUGGAUAAUUUGCUGCAGUGUGGGAUUAUCUACGCGGAUAAUCUGGUGGUGGUGGAUAAGGAGAGCACUAUGAGUGCAGAGGAGGACUACAUGGCAGAUGCUAAAACUAUAGUCAAUGUUCAGACCAUGUUUAGGUUAUUCCCCAGUCUCAGUAUUAUCACUGAGUUAACUCAUCCCUCUAAUAUGAGAUUCAUGCAGUUCCGAGCCAAAGACUGCUACUCCUUGGCUCUCUCCAAACUAGAAAAGAAACUUGUUCGUUAUCAGCAACUCGAAGUAGAAAUCCUAGCUGGUAAAUUCACUAGUAGCCUAUGGAAUUUCUGCCUCCCUCCGGCAGAAAACGAUCCAGUGCAGAUAGAGAGAGAUAAGGGCUCCAAUCUUGCCUUCAUGUUCCGCCUCCCUUUCGCUGCUGGCAGAGUGUUCAGUAUCAGCAUGCUGGAUACACUCCUGUACCAGUCCUUUGUGAAGGACUACAUGAUCCCUAUUGCAAGACUCCUGCUCGGCCUUGACACUACUCCAGGCUCCGGCUACCUCUGUGUAAUGAAGGUAACAGAAGAGGACCUGUGGAUUCGGACCUAUGGAAGACUUUUCCAGAAACUCUGUUCCUCCAGUGCAGAAAUCCCCAUCGGCCUGUAUCGUACAGAAUCUCACAUGUUCUCAUCGUCAGAGUUCAAGGAAGUUUGCAGGCAGUCUCAGGUGUCCGUCAACGUGGAGGAUUGUGAGGAGGCGCGGGAUCGCCGAGAGUCCUGGAAAGAGAAAACCGCCCACAGGAACUCGACGGGCAGCGACCAGUCAGAGCAUCCCCUCUUAAGGAAAAAGAGCAUGCAGUGGGCACGACGGCUGAGCCGGAAAAACACCAAGCCCCCCAGCCGAGCCGAGCGCAUCAACCAGCAGCGCCUCAACCUCUACAGACGCUCAGAGAGGCAGGAGCUCUCCGAACUGGUGAAGAACCGCAUGAAACAUCUGGGCCUGCCCACUAUUGGAUACGAGGACGUAGCUAAUUUAACUGCGAGUGAUGUGAUGAACCGGGUAAAUCUAGGAUAUUUGCAAGAUGAAAUGAAUGAUCAUCAGAACACGCUGUCCUACGUUCUCAUCAACCCUCCUCCAGACACUAUCCUCGAGCUCAAUGAUAUUGUGUACAUCAUCCGCUCGGACCCGCUGGCCCAUGUGCCCGACGACCUCCCUGGCCAGGCAGGGGCCAGAAUGAAGCAGGACUUUGGUGCAGAGACACGAGGAGAGACGCAUCUCUGAGGGCCGGCGUUGAGUUGUACUUCCUGCAGGCUGCUUCCGCUCCAGAGCAUGUACGAAGAGUGCCUCCUGACCCCAGCCUAAACAACCCACCCACCUACCGUCCACCAGACCACAUCUACACGUCUACAUCAGUCCAGACACGCUGCCCUCUGAAGCCACAGGGCCAAAACUACAACUCCACUACCAUCACUUACAAUGUCCAGCACUUUGGAUGAAUCCCAAUUAAAUUUUAUGACCUACAGUAUAAGUGGAAUCUGUUGGCGCAUGGCAGCGGAGCUCCCAGGAUGUAGUCGUUUCUGGUAACGUUUUGUACUUCAGAUGGAGAGGUGAUCUAACAGGUGAUCUAACAGGUGAUCUGAGAGGUGGGUUGUACUAACAAAUAGAGUCUUUCUGGACCAAAGCCUGUUUCUUUCAAUGGGCUGUGAAUAAAGACUCGAGAAUGGGAUUGGGCCCUCCAAUCAGAGAGUGGCAUAAGCAUUGGGGUGGCAAAUAAAGGAGAUUUGAAGAAGUCGUGACGAUGUUAUGAACACCCACAGUAUACAAAGUGAUCCAUUUUGUAUAUACAUGUAGGUAGAUACUGGUUUACAUGCUCACUGGUUCUGCAGUAUUCAUUAAGUAUUAUAUUUUGUAUUGUUUUGUCCUGGAAGCACAAGCCUUUAGAACUGCCCACACCCCAGUGAAAUCAAAAUCAAGCUCUUUAAUUAUCAUUAAGAAUUGUGUUAAAUUAUAUAGAUAUGAAGUUUUAACUUUUUAGUAUGAAAAUCUUAUUAUAUACGUAUUAUUUAUCGAUCCGCUUUCGGAUUUUUUAUCAUCACAUUGUAAACUCACAACACUAAUCACCUUUAUAACUAAUAUUUUGAACGUUCAGAACCUCAUAUCUCAGAUGCAGAUUGAUUGAAUGACUUAAUGUAUUGUGCGAAUUUAUAUGAAGAUGCUCCCCGUGACCUCUUGAACCUGAUAUUAUUAAUGAGAUAAUUAUUCAUUAUGAUAAGUUCAGUCAUAUCAUCAUAUCAGUCACGAUAUUCCUCAGAAGGGCUGCUUAUGAAAAUUUGUACACACAAACUGACAUAAAAACACAUAAAGUGGGGGGUAUAAUAGAGAGUAUUAGUAAGAAACAGUUUAUAAUUACAGUUGUGUAAUAUUGUAUUUUUUAGUUACUAACUUAUUGCUGUUCAGCUUCUCAUUUUCUCUCUAUGUCGUCCUGCAUAGUCCUGUGUUCACACUAGUAGCAGCAAGGACAAGGAACUUAAAUCGCCCCUGGUUUAUCUCUUCCGACAAAAAAAGUGUAAUUGCCAAAACAAAUACUAUGUAUGUAUAUAGCUCUGGAAAAAAUAAAGAGAGCAUUUCAAUUUCUGAAUCAGUCCCUCUGAUUUUGCAAUUUAUAGGUUUAUGUUUGAGUAAAAUGAACAUUGUUGUUUUAUUCUAUAAACUACAGACAAUAUUUCUCCCAAAUUCCAAAUAAAAAUAUUGUCAUUUAGAGCAUUUAUUUGCAGAAAAUGAGAAAUGGCUGAAAUAACUAAAAAGAUGCAGAGCUUUUAGACCUCAAAUAAUGCAAAGAAAACAAGUUCAUAUUUAUAAAGUUUUAGAGUUCAGAAAUCAAUAUUUGGUGGAAUAAUUCUGGUUUUUAAUCACAGUUUUCAUGCAUCUUGGCAUGUUCUCCUCCACCAGUCUUACACACUGCUUUUGGAUAACUUUAUGCCACACCUGGUGCAAAAAUUCAAGCAGUUCAGCUUAGUUUGAAGGCUUGUGCUCGUCCAUCUUCCUCUUGAUUAUAUUCCAGAGGUUUCCAAUUUUGGUAAAAUCAAGGAAAAACUUCAUCAUUAAGUGGUCUCUUUAUUUUUUUUUUUCCAGAUCUGUAUAAUAAUGUGAUCCAAACCAUUAUUAUGUCACAUUGUUUUUUUUUUUCCAGAACAUUACAGAGUAACCUUCAUAGAACAUUUUAAAACAUAAAAAAAUACUCAUAACAUUCUGCUAGCUGAAUUCUGUCAGCUAACUCCUUUGAGGCUUUCCUCUUGUUGCUACAUCAUGGGUAAAAUCACAUUCUCUUAUAGGAAAUGACUGGUUGCUUGUCGCUGUCACUGCUAGUGUGAACGCAGAUUUACUUUAAACUGAAAACUGUAUGUUUUGUCUGCAUGUUUAUUUACUUUCUGUUCAGACAUUUUUACACCUAUUGUUGGUUUGAUCUGGUCUGAGUCAGUUAACAAGUUUGUAAACUUGAUGUGCUUUCCCCUUUUAGUUUAGUUUAGUCUGUUUUCACACAGAGAGAAAAAAAAUCUAAUGCACAAUAACGGGUCACAACAAACCACGUGAGAACAUUCUCUCGGCUUUCUCGUCAGUUCUGUCUGGGGUGGGAGCUAGAAAGUAAAUACAGGAAGAAGGUCCUUUGUUCCGAACUAGUGCAUAUUUUAGGUUAGGCUGGAUCGAGGUUCACACCACAAAUGAACCACCUUCAGAUGUGAUUACUGUAAUCACACCUGCCCAAACAAAUCACACACAGAGUCUAAUUUAACUGGACUAAAACGUUCAGGUGUGAAAACACCUUUCAUUGUUUAAAAUAGAUAACAUCCAGAAUACAUAAAAAGCAGAAUAAAUAGAGAUAUAUAGAAUCUGAUCAUCAGAUUUUGCACUAAGCAUGACCCUUUAACCCAACACUACACUAAGGUAGUGGCAGUCACGUAAAUGUACCCCUUUGUUUUUUCUUGUUUUCUUCUCAUUGCAUGUGAUUUUAAGGAUAAAUCGAGGAAACCACGUAGACAGAUGUAGAAUUUUAUCAAUUUUCAGGGGAAUUUUUGAUAUCUAACAUCAGAACCAUAAAUCUUUUAAAUAUUUUUCUAAUAUUAUUUCUAAUAGCCACAUCAAGGAAGGGUCUAAUUAUGAUUAACGUAUUUAUUCAACACACCAAGCAGCAGCAGGUCGUCUACAGGUCCUCCCAUCUGCAUUGAUAUGUGCAUCCUGGCCAGACAGAGUGAAGCUGGAUCCUCUCAGGAAGUGGAGAGGGCUGGCAGGAGGAUUGCCCAGAAAAAGAGAUAACGUUUCAGACAGGAUAGAUAACACGAUGUCGAUAAACGUCACUAUUAAAAAAACAGCCAUCAAAAGAGCUCCAAAUCAAGCCAUAUCAAAAGGUCUGAUCUUCUAGCCAUAAAAUCUGAUCACUCAUUUUUGUAUUCAGUCAUAUCAGUCUUCUAUGGUGUUGGAAAAGAGGCCUGAACUCUAGAUUUCCGACCCUGCGUUUACACACACACAAACACAUAUAUAUUUCCUUGAGUAAAAUCUGACUGACCACAGGAUAGUCGGUCACUGCUUGCCGUCCACCGGUUACCUCAAUUGUCUUGCUCAUGGCAACUACCUUAAAGUCAAAGAGUCAAAGGUUCUACAUUAGGUAGACUGUUCACAUUUUGAUACGAUUUCUUUUGCUCUGCUGUCAUAUUGUGCAUGUUAAUCUAGCCUAUUGACUUCCUUUCUGAAAGUUCCACGUUCUGUUCUAUUGCCAAACCAACAAACACUUCCAACACAGUGUUUCUCUACAGCAAAAAGUACGUAGUAACGUGAGCAUUUCAAUAGAGUUAGAAGACACAUGAAUCGUGCAUGUCCUUAAUAUUGCCAAACUUCUGAGAGACCCAUGUUUACAUUUGCUGGCUCCUGUUUCUUUUUUGUGCAGAACGGUGCAUUGUAAAGAAGAACUGAUCCAUUUUUGUACAAUUUCUUAUAUGAAGUCUCUGCACUUCCAAUAUGUACGAAUGAUUCAAUAAAUGCUGCAUGCAGCCAGAAAACA
Molecule: messenger RNA, 8806 nt
Organism: Astyanax mexicanus (Mexican tetra)
Lineage: Eukaryota; Metazoa; Chordata; Actinopteri; Characiformes; Acestrorhamphidae
Gene: kcnt1b
Product: potassium sodium-activated channel subfamily T member 1b
Exons: 35
Coding region: 1174-5034 (1286 amino acids)
Biological process (GO): potassium ion transport
Cellular component (GO): membrane
Molecular function (GO): intracellular sodium-activated potassium channel activity
Source: RefSeq, a predicted model, not a curated record